AUUCUAUCACUCAAUUCGCCUCCUCCGCGGAGUGAUCUUGUCUGUCUUGUCCGUCCGGUGGAAGGAGUAGCAGACUUCAAGCGCGACCUUCACGCGACAUUCAGAGCUGAUAUUUUUCCAACCGCUCAGAAAACACUAUUCGUUCGUGAGCUUCCGUCUGCUGAAGUGUUGUUGGCCGGAUCGCUGCUGUCGAAAGCUUCCUCCACCGUAUAAUAGUAGGAGUAAUUUUAUAAUUGGUUGCACAAAGGGCAGAACAAUGACUAUCACAAUCUCAACCGUUGCAACAACUGUUUUUGAGGGCCAAAAGCCCGGAACCAGUGGUCUUCGUAAGAAGGUCAAAGUGUUCACCCAGAAGAACUAUACGGAAAAUUUCGUCCAAUGCAUUCUGGAGGCCAACGGUGUGGCGCUCAAUGGUUCCACCCUGGUGGUGGGUGGUGAUGGGCGUUAUUUCUGCCGCGAAGCCUGUGAGUUAAUUGUUCGCAUGUGUGCCGCUAAUGGGGUUGCGAAGAUUCUCGCCGGCCAGAACGGAAUUUUGUCUACUCCGGCUGUUUCUAGUCUUAUUCGCCGGCACAAGGCUCUCGGUGGAAUUGUUUUGACCGCUUCUCACAAUCCAGGCGGCCCUGAGAAUGAUUUUGGAAUUAAAUUUAACUGUGAGAAUGGUGGACCAGCUCCGGAUAGCUUCACCAAUAAGAUCUAUGCUUUGACGGGACAGAUUAAGGAGUACAAAACCACCGAAGGUCUCACAAUUGAUGUAUCGAAGGUUGGGGUCAACAAUUAUGAGGUCAAUGGAAAGCCGUUUGUUGUGGAAGUGAUUGAUUCCGUCGCAGAUUACGUUCUGCUGAUGAAGGAGAUUUUUGACUUUGAAAAACUCAAAAAAUUUGUCAGCGGACAAUCUCGUAAUGGUCAACCCCUCAUGAUGAGAAUCGAUGCAAUGAACGGUGUGACCGGAGGUUACGUGAAUGAAAUUUUCGUAAAUUGUUUGGGAGCUUCCAAGGAUGGUGUCGUACACACAACUCCUCUGCCGGACUUUGGGGGGCUCCAUCCCGAUCCCAAUCUCACCUAUGCAAAGGAUUUGGUUGAAGCAGUUCGCAGCGGAGAUUACGACAUUGGAGCUGCCUUCGAUGGGGAUGGUGACCGUAACAUGAUUAUUGGCCGCAAAGCUUUCUUUGUGACGCCCAGCGAUUCACUGGCUGUUAUCGCGCACUAUCUGGAAUGUAUUCCGUAUUUCAAGAAGCACGGUGUGACUGGUCUGGCCAGAAGUAUGCCAACGGCUUCGGCAGUUGAUCUGGUCGCUAAAGCGCUGAAUAAGGAAAUGUUCGAAGUUCCUACGGGUUGGAAAUAUUUCGGAAAUCUAAUGGACGCUGGACGGCUCUGUUUGUGCGGCGAAGAAAGCUUCGGAACGGGAUCUGAUCACAUUCGUGAGAAGGAUGGUAUCUGGGCCGUUCUGGCCUGGUUCUCUGUUAUGGAACACACCGGCAAAAGUGUGGAAGAAAUCUGUGUCGAGCAUUGGAAGCGCUAUGGUAGAAACUAUUUCACACGAUAUGACUACGAAGAGUGUGAUCUGGCGCCUUGCAAUGAAAUGAUGGCCACGCUGGAAAAGACAAUCACCGAUUGCGGAUUCAUUGGCAAGCAGUUGUCUGCUGGAGGCAAAACAUACACCGUUAAACUAGGGGAUAACUUUAGCUAUAACGAUCCGAUCGAUAAAUCAGUAUCGACAAAACAGGGUCUCCGCAUUGUGUUCACCGACGGCAGUCGUAUUGUGAUGCGACUUAGCGGAACCGGAAGUUCCGGUGCAACGGUGCGUCUGUACAUUGAUUCGUACGAAAAGGAUAACGUUCUGGGACAAGCCGCCGAUAUGCUAAAACCACUAAUCGAUAUCGCACUCGAGGUCUCUAAACUGCCAACCUUCACCGGUCGUAGCGCUCCAACGGUUAUUACGUAAAUUUUGCCACGUGAUAAUGAAACGAGAAAACAGAAGCACGAGACAAAGAAUGAUUACAAAAAAAAGUCAUCAGGCUAAGUCUAAAAGUUCAGGCUAAGUCAGAAAGAAAACAUUAGAUGUUCCUUAUCAGUUGGUUAUAAAUGACACAGUCACAGAGUGCAGGAAGUUGUUUAGCUUUGAGUGAAAAGUAACUGAUAUUUACAUUACAAGUGAAGGUAUAUUCAUAAAUGAUGUUAAUCAACUGUGCAUUUCGUUUUGGUUUUAUUUACUAUUUUGUUUUGCGGAAUAAAAGAUUGUUAAUAAUAAAGAA
Molecule: messenger RNA, 2252 nt
Organism: Toxorhynchites rutilus septentrionalis
Lineage: Eukaryota; Metazoa; Arthropoda; Insecta; Diptera; Culicidae
Gene: Pgm1
Product: phosphoglucomutase
Exons: 3
Coding region: 257-1942 (561 amino acids)
Biological process (GO): carbohydrate metabolic process
Cellular component (GO): cytosol
Molecular function (GO): phosphoglucomutase activity; magnesium ion binding
Source: RefSeq, a predicted model, not a curated record